AUGCCAUCUAAUGCAGAACACAUACCCAGAAUAGGUGCUUAUUAUUGUUUAAACAUGGGAAUGAUUGCUACAUCAUCAUUUUUGUGUGCGAUUGUUGUACAUAUUUACUUCCGAGGUGACGGACCAAUGCCAAAUUUAUUAAGAAAGAUUUUUCUUGAAUGGUUGGCACGAUUUUUUCGUAUGGUACCGUACACGAAUCCAUAUCAACAACAUGCUGCUAAUGGCAUGUUAGCAAUAAAAACUACGUGCGAUGGUGAUAAAUUUGAAAAAUUUGAAUUACUAAAAGAACGUUUUAAAUCGUUUCAUGAAAAACGAGCAGCAUUAUCAACAAAUAAUCACCAUUAUUCUUCUGGUAGUGGCGAUGGAAAAGAUUAUGGAGCAUUUGAAAACGAUAGUGAUCAUAUAUCACAUUAUUAUCCGUUUCAGCAAACAACACCUGCUAUUUCAGCUUUAGGUAAUAGCAAGCAGGAACCUAUUACAGAAUUAAAUAUUACAUUUAUUACGGUUGAGACUGAUUUAAAAGAGAUUCGCGAUUAUUUACGUACAACAAGAAAACGAAUAGAAGAUAAAGAAGUAAAAGCGAAACUUAUUAAUGAUUGGAGACAAUUAGCAUUAGUUCUGGAUCGAGCACUUUUCUUCAUUUAUCUAUCUGCUAUUAUCAUUUCAUUGGCUGUUAUGUUUCCAAGAUAA
Messenger RNA from Didymodactylos carnosus, 690 nucleotides. NCBI's taxonomy places the organism in Eukaryota, Metazoa, Rotifera, Eurotatoria, Philodinida, Philodinidae. The record is from the annotation of a GenBank genome assembly.